Uranotaenia lowii is the source of this 1796-nucleotide messenger RNA. RefSeq names its product transcriptional repressor CTCFL-like. Bases 148 to 1509 code for a protein of 453 amino acids. Gene Ontology annotation, biological process: regulation of transcription by RNA polymerase II. The transcript is spliced from 2 exons. Gene Ontology annotation, molecular function: chromatin insulator sequence binding. The record is from RefSeq and is a predicted model, not a curated record. Lineage: Eukaryota; Metazoa; Arthropoda; Insecta; Diptera; Culicidae. Gene Ontology annotation, cellular component: chromosome.
CGAAAAAGUUUGUUGUUUUGCCAUCAGGCGGUAUAAAUGGUUUUGUGAUUGCUAUGGAAAAAUGUUUAAAAUUCUCUUCUAAUUCGGUGUAAUUGGUUAAAAUAUUUUAGAUUUUAAUACGAAAACGACGAGCAGUGAGGGCGUAAAAUGGAACAAGUUAUUCUGAUCGACGACGAAGAGCUAGUGGAUCAGAUGGUCCUACAUCAACAGCACCAACAGAGCCAUACCAUAAUGCAUCAAAUCCCGCAAGGGCAACAAAUAGUGUACCAACUUGCUGCAAGCCCUGGUCCUAGCCGACAAAGCCCUAGCGUAGCGACUGCAACAGUACGUCAUACGCCUUACCAAGCGCCGCAUGCAAGGGGACAAAAACAACGGAUGGCCACCGCUAUUGGAAAGCUUCCUCCCACUCAGCAAGCGGAACCACCACUCCAUUUCCAGUACACAGUUCCUGCCACCUGUACCGUAUCGAAUCCUGACAACCCAGCGGACAUCAACUUCGGCUCGAUUUAUGUGGAUGGUCAGGACGUGUACUACAUUCAGGAGAUAGAAGACAGUGCUGUGCCCGAAGAAGCCAAACAGGAACCGCAGCUGGUCGAGUUUCAAGAUGCGGUACAAUUCGCCGAGGAACUGCAACCAGUUUCGUUGGAACACGCACCGCAAAUUAUAUAUUCGAACGCUGACAGCACCGCUCAUCAAGAAAUCGUUCCUGAAAUGGAAACACCUAUAAUCCCGGAUAUGGAAGCACCUAUAAUUGCUGCUGUAGGCGAUGAGCAGCAACCGAAUGAUUUGCUAGGGGAUGAUGAUUAUUUUACCGUGGAACCGAUGGAGCUGUCAGAGGUUUGGAACGAUCUGAUAACGGCCAACCAAGAGAUUCUUAUUCUUCUGGAACUGCAGGAUCUGAAGGCACACAUGGUAGACGCGAGGAAAAUCGAGGACCAGCUAAAGAACAUUGUGUGUGAAUAUUGCCCGAGAGUCCUGCCGGACAAUCGAUCCUGGAACCGGCAUAUCGAGAAAGUGCAUUUUCAAACGACCAGCUUCAAUUGCGACAGUUGCUCGGGUAAAUUUAAGUAUUACGCCCGUUUCCGGGACCACCUUAACGGACAUUCGGGCAAACGGCCGUACAAGUGCGACGAAUGUGACCAUCAGUACGCAUUCCGGAUUGGCUAUCUGGUGCACAAAAUUCUGGAUCACAUGAAGCUGAACGGCAUCUACGUUUGUCCCCAGUGUCGGUUGGAUUGCAAAGAUGCGCUCAAUUACAAGCUGCACCUGGCCGAGCACAUCGAUUUCGUCCCGGGGACUGUUCCCAAAGUUAAAAGCAAGGGUCCGGAAAAGGUCGAGACCAAUGGAAUAAGUGUCGUUUCUGGCACUGCCGCCGCAGGACCGGCAGCGGACGAACGAACACAGUUUUUGACUGCUUUUCAGAAAUUUUCCAAAGAGCGUGGUACAAGACCGCCAUCUUUCAUGCCUGGUAAUAAAAAGAAAUGGACAAGAGCAGAAAAACCCUACUAGGUUAAUCGAAUUACCUUUUUAUUACUUAUUUUGUUAAAAAAAAAACCUCAACCUAUCAUAACGACAGCAGUGUCAUCACUACUGCUUGGCAAGUAAAAUUUUGGAAAGCUUUUAUUUCGUUUUAUUGAUAUCAUGGAUCAAUUUGUGAAAGCUCUGAAAACAAUAGUUUGAUUUAAUUUUCUUUGAUUGUAUCAAUGUAAAUAUAUCUUGAAGAAUCUUAAUGAUUUAGAUUUUUUUGAUGACAUACUUUUGGAAAAAUCUGUAAAUGUCAUGUUCACCAAAGUUGU